Molecule: messenger RNA, 807 nt
Organism: Nyctereutes procyonoides (raccoon dog)
Lineage: Eukaryota; Metazoa; Chordata; Mammalia; Carnivora; Canidae
Product: nucleoside diphosphate kinase A-like
Biological process (GO): GTP biosynthetic process; CTP biosynthetic process; UTP biosynthetic process
Molecular function (GO): nucleoside diphosphate kinase activity
Source: RefSeq, a predicted model, not a curated record
GGGGCAGAAAGAACACUAUGACCUAUCACAUCUUACAUUAUCAACUCAUGUUAGACUUUUUAUCUUUUGGCUGAAUCUCAAGGGAUAUAGUUAGGGUUCCUGAUAAAGAAAUUGAAAAUGAAGGAUAUUUGCAAGUAGGGUGUACAUAAAUAUGAUUAAUAAGUAGCAUUUAGGGCGGCGCCAGAAGGAGUUGCGGCGGUAGCAGCUGGAAAGGACCAUGGCCAACAGUGAAUGCACCUUCAUUGCCAUCAAGCCUGAUGGAGUCCAGCGCAACCUCGUGGGAGAGAUCAUCAAGCGUUUCGAGCAAAAGGGAUUCCGCCUCAUUGCUAUGAAAUUAAUCCAGGCUUCUGAAGACCUUCUCAAGGAGCACUAUAUUGACCUGAAGGACCGUCCAUUGUUUGCCGGCCUGGUGAAGUACAUGCAGUCAGGGCCUCUGGUUGCCACGGUGUGGGAGGGUCUGAAUGUGGUGAAGACAGGCCGAAUGAUGCUCGGGGAGACCAACCCGGCGGACUCCAAACCUGGGACCAUCCGUGGGGACUUUUGCAUCCAAGUUGGCAGGAACAUUAUCCAUGGUAGCGAUUCUGUGGAGAGUGCGGAGAAGAUUGGCUUGUGGUUCCAGCCUGAAGAGCUGGUGGAUUACAAGAGCUGUGCUCAGAACUGGAUUUAUGAGUGAGGAGUGAUGAGGGAGCAGACCUCAGUGCUUUGCCCUUUCCAUUCCCUCUCCCUCCCAUGAGCAAGGGGGCAGGCUCUUGCAAAUCCAGUUAUUUUUGAGAACUUCCUUAUAACCUGGAGGGGACCUCUUGGAGC